Ceratitis capitata (Mediterranean fruit fly) is the source of this 1538-nucleotide messenger RNA. Its product is annotated as GATA zinc finger domain-containing protein 10. Gene Ontology annotation, molecular function: DNA binding; DNA-binding transcription factor activity, RNA polymerase II-specific. The record is from RefSeq and is a predicted model, not a curated record. Lineage: Eukaryota; Metazoa; Arthropoda; Insecta; Diptera; Tephritidae. Gene Ontology annotation, biological process: neuron differentiation; central nervous system development; regulation of DNA-templated transcription.
AUGUUGCAGAAUCCCUCGAAAUAUCAUCCAAAUCCGUUUUCCCACUUAUUGGCCUUGCAUAGUUCUCAGGCUGUGGCAAAUAACAAUAUUGCCACACAACAUCAUCAAUCGCAUUUGGUGGCGCUACCACCGGUUUUCGCUACACAAAGUCAACUCCAACUCCAACAACAGCAACAACAACAACAGCAGCAGCAGCAGCAGCAACAACACUACCACAACCAUCACUCAACAAUGACGGGCACUAAUCAACAGCCCAACAACAAUGCAUUCCUCUUACAAAAUCAACCACCACGUGAGCUACAACAACAGCAACAACAACAACAACACCAACAGCAACAACACGCCAUCCGCCCAUUUCUGCAUUCAACGCAAACACGCACUCACGAGCUGCUAGACACGACAAGUACCUCCCUCGACAUGGGCAAGUCAUUCACGAUUGCCGCCAUUUUGGGUCUGCAGAAGAGCGCCAUGGAGAACAGUUGUAAGGACUACAACAACGCGAUUAAUUUGUCAUUGAAUAGCAGUGAUGAGGACGGCAUCAGAGAAUCAUUUGUUCGUCGGACGGCGUAUAGUAAUCAAAGUAAGAAUUUUAGUGACGAUGAGGUGGAAAAUAUUGAGCAACAAUCACAUCAACAUUUGCGGGCGUCAAAUGGCAAUGCUGGCGCGGCGCUGAUACACCGUUAUUUGCCCAUACCGGUCUCCAUCAUCAACAACAACAACAACAACAACAACAACAGCAGCAGCAGCAGCAGCAACAACAGCAAAAGUCUAUUAUUGUCGCAUGUUCGUUCGGUUGCAUCAGCUGCGGCAGCUGCAUCGGGUGGUACAUCGUCGGCACUACAGAGCCUGCAGCAAUUGCAUCAGCAUCACGCUCAGCAAAGCUCAUUGAGUCUUCAACGAGAGAAACACAGAUCUGAAAGUAAUGCGAAGAAGUCUUCCCUGAAAAAUAAACGAGUUCGCACCAUCUUCACACCGGAGCAACUGGAGCGUUUGGAAGCUGAAUUUGAAAGACAACAGUAUAUGGUCGGACCAGAGCGGCUUUACCUAGCACACACUUUACAACUGACCGAAGCACAGGUGAAGGUGUGGUUUCAGAAUCGACGCAUCAAAUGGCGAAAACAUCAUUUGGAAAUCACACAACAACGUCUCGCUCUUCUACGUCAAACACAAUUGCCGGGCACAACAGAGCCCUUAGGCGGCGCUAUUUCCGUGGGCGCAUCCAUAGUGAAUAACAGUGGCAUACCAAAUAAUAAUAACAACAACCCGGUACUCGAGGAGCGCACUUCAUCUCCAAUCAGUUGUGGUGGUGCUGAAGACAACGAUGAGCUCAGUAAACAUGGCGAAGAAUUCCAUUCACUCAGUCGUGGUAGUCAUUCGAGCUCUGAAUCGGAUCUCUCGAUAUGCAAUGAUUCCAUCGAUGCUGGCAGCGCGUUGGAGGGUAUUGAGGACACAUAAGAAUUUGUAACUUUUUCACUCGUACAUUGACGUCUGUACACAAUUCCUGAUACAUACUCAUUUAUAAUGUAGAAUUUAGUUUU